Molecule: messenger RNA, 1644 nt
Organism: Aspergillus mulundensis
Lineage: Eukaryota; Fungi; Ascomycota; Eurotiomycetes; Eurotiales; Aspergillaceae
Product: nucleobase cation symporter-1 family protein
Exons: 7
Coding region: 1-1644 (547 amino acids)
Biological process (GO): transmembrane transport; nucleobase transport
Cellular component (GO): plasma membrane
Molecular function (GO): nucleobase transmembrane transporter activity
Source: RefSeq, a predicted model, not a curated record
AUGGGGGUGACUAAAAUACUGGCCAAAAUAUCACUGCCCCACGAGUCGCGAUGGAUCAACGACGAUAUCCGCCCUGUAGAUGCAGAACGCCGGACGUGGGGGUUUUUGACGUUCCAUAACUUUUGGCUCUUGAUCAACUGCAAUAUAUCCAGCUACCUCACCGGCAGCUCACUGAUACCGCUCGGCCUGACUUGGUGGCAAGCUUUCAUCGCAAUCGUGAUUGGAAAUAUCCUGGCAACUUUGGCUCUGAUCGCUAGCUCGCUGGCGGGUGCAUACUACCACAUCGGCUUCCCAGUCUUCAGCCGCGCAGUCUGGGGCCUCUGGGGCUCGCAAUUCGUCAUCUGGAACCGCAUCUUCUUAGGCAUCGUAUGGUACGGCUUCCAAUCCUGGGUGGGCGGGCAAUGCAUCUACCUGAUCCUGCUUUCAUGGGACCCAACCUUCGCAACCGACAUCCCCAACACCAUCCCCUCCACCACCGGCACCACAACCGCCGAAUUCCUCUGCUACAUCAUCUUCUGCAUGCUCAGUCUCCCGGCACUCUGGAUCCGCCCGCACCGGAUCCAAUCCUUCUUCUACAUCUCCAGCACCAUCACAAUCAUCUUCUUCCUCGUCGUCCUGACCUGGUCCCUAACAACCAUGGGCCCCGCCGGCUUCGGCGCCACACUGUCCAGCAGCACCUCGAUCCCGCCAACCGGCGGCCCAAACAGCACAGCCUGGCUCAUGCUCUACGGCACAAUGAGCACAAUCGGCUCCAUCGCCGCCGGCAUCCUCAACCAAAACGACUACGCGCGUCUGUCGGCGCACCCCCGCGACGCAAUCUGGGGCCAGGCACUCGCGUUCCCGUUCUACGGCGUCGUCGGCGCGACGAUUGGGAUUUUGGUCACGGCCGCAACGCAGAUUCGGCUGGGUGGUGAGGCGGUUUGGAAUCCGCCGACCCUGUUUGUGGCCCUGCUGCGGGGGGAUACGACGUCUGGGACGCGCGCUGCGGUCUUCUUUGCGGGUCUGGCGUUGUCGGUUUCGCAGCUUGGUACGAAUCUACCGGGGAAUGCGUUGCCGGGGGGUUUGGAUCUGGCGUCUGUGUUUCCGGGGUACGUUAAUAUAAGACGGGGGGCGUAUGUUAUUGCGCUUGUUAGUCCGGUUGUUAAUCCGUGGCGGCUUGUUAAUACGGCCACGACGUUUUUGACGGUUCUUUCGGGGUAUGGUGUCUUUCUAGCGCCUAUGACGGGUCUCAUGGCAGCGCAUUAUCUGGUUGUUUGUCGACAGAAGGUCAAUGUUGAUGAUCUAUUCACUGGUGACAAGAGCAGUAUAUACUGGUAUACAGGCGGUAUCAACUGGCGAGCACCGAUUGCAUGGAUCAUCGGCGUCGUCCCAACAAUGCCGGGCUUCGUUGCGGCCGUGAACACAUCAAUCCAUGUCUCCGACGAAGCAACAGAGAUAUACUACAUCAACUAUCUCUACGGGUUCUUGGUUAGUGCUGCGGUGCAUGCGUUCUUGCACUGGGCCGUUCCAGAUAGUAAGCUUGAUGCGUUUGUUAAGGGUGAUAUGUCUGCGAGGGAGGUCCAGGCGCUGUAUCAGGAGCGGUGGGAGGUUUUUGGGCAGCAGGGGCGGGUUGCUGGUGAGGUUCAUGUGGUGAAGGGGGUCUGA